Messenger RNA from Xiphophorus maculatus (southern platyfish), 3994 nucleotides. It is a transcript of the gene cacnb4a, whose product is annotated as calcium voltage-gated channel auxiliary subunit beta 4. NCBI's taxonomy places the organism in Eukaryota, Metazoa, Chordata, Actinopteri, Cyprinodontiformes, Poeciliidae. The record is from RefSeq and is a predicted model, not a curated record. Bases 363 to 1820 code for a protein of 485 amino acids. Gene Ontology annotation, cellular component: voltage-gated calcium channel complex. Gene Ontology annotation, biological process: regulation of voltage-gated calcium channel activity; chemical synaptic transmission; calcium ion transmembrane transport. The transcript has 13 exons. Gene Ontology annotation, molecular function: high voltage-gated calcium channel activity; protein binding.
AAACCAGUGCAGGGAGGAAGGGAUUGACUGGAGAGACCAGAGCUCUGAAGGCAGAUGAAACGCAAGGUGUCUUGUACAUUGGGGAACAACCAAUCUUGCCUUACAAUGGGAACAGACGCUCACUCCACUUGUGGACAUUGACGCUCCGUUCUGCAUCAGGAAGGAAAAAGCACUCCACCUUUUUGAGUUUUUUUGUUUUUUGUAUAUUGCCUCUCUGUUGUGGUGUGGGCUCAGCGCUGUCUACCUUCAUGUGGAGAAAGAAGCUACUGGUGCGCUCUUCGACUCCCCUCUCCUCCUCAUCCGUCCUCUCCGGAUCAGGUCUUUCGCGCUAGGGAUCCGCUUUCCUGGAAUCUUGGUCCUCCAUGUACGAUAACCUCUACCUCCAUGGCUUCGAAGACUCGGAGGCGGGCUCAGCUGAUUCCUACACAAGCCGACCGUCUGACUCAGAUGUGUCCCUGGAGGAGGAGAAGGAGGGCGGCCGGCAGGAGAGGGAGCAGCAGGCCACUGUCCAGCUUGAGAGGGCAAAGAGUAAAGCAGUGGCAUUUGCCGUGAGGACCAACGUCAGCUACUGCGGAGCGCUGGAAGAGGACGUUCCUGUCCCCGGCACCGCCGUCUCUUUUGACGCCAAGGACUUCCUCCACAUCAAAGAGAAGUACAACAAUGACUGGUGGAUCGGCCGCCUGGUGAAAGAAGGCUGCGACAUCGGCUUCAUUCCCAGCCCACUGAAGCUGGAAAACGUCCGGCUGCAGCAGGAGCAGAAGAGAGGACGCUUCCACAGCAGCAAAUCCAGUGCAAAUUCCUCCUCCAGUCUGGGAGAAAUGGUGUCAGGCACGUUCAAACCAAACCCAAACUCAGCAGGAAAGCAAAAACAAAAAGUGGCUGAACACGUCCCCCCGUAUGACGUGGUUCCGUCCAUGAGGCCGGUGGUCCUGGUAGGUCCAUCCCUGAAAGGCUACGAGGUGACGGAUAUGAUGCAGAAAGCGCUGUUUGACUUCCUGAAGCACAGGUUCGAUGGAAGGAUAUCUAUCACGAGGGUCACCGCUGAUAUAUCGUUGGCCAAGAGGUCAGUACUUAACAACCCCAGUAAACGGGCCAUCAUUGAGAGGUCCAACACCCGCUCCAGCCUCGCUGAGGUCCAGUGUGAAAUAGAAAGGAUCUUUGAGUUGGCCAGAUCUCUACAGCUGGUGGUGUUGGAUGCAGACACAAUAAAUCACCCAGCACAGCUUAUCAAGACCUCAUUAGCUCCCAUUAUUGUCCAUGUUAAGGUGUCAUCUCCUAAGGUCUUGCAGCGUCUGAUCAAAUCGCGAGGGAAGUCCCAAAGCAAACACUUGAACGUGCAGCUUGUUGCAGCAGAAAAACUAGCCCAGUGUCCGUCAGAGAUGUUUGACAUUAUUUUGGACGAGAACCAGCUUGAAGAUGCCUGCGAACACCUGGCAGAAUACCUGGAAGCGUACUGGCGCGCUACCCACACUUCACUUAGCACGCCGCUCAACCCCCUGCUGGGACGCAAUCUGGGCUCCACUGCUCUCUCCCCGUAUCCAGCUGCCAUCCAGGCCCAAAAGAAUCGAAACAGUAACCACACGACUACCGACCAUUCCCCCGUCGAGCGCCGCAAUCUGAUGCCCGCGGACGAGAACUAUCACAACGAGCGGGCCCGGAAGAAUCGCAACCGCCUCUCCUCGGGCUCACAGCACAGCAGGGACCACUCUCCACUGAUGGAGGAGGACUACCAAGACCCCUACCAGGACUCUUACAAGCCUCACCGCAAUCGCGGAUCCCCCGGAGGCUUCAGCCAGGACUGCGCCAGGCACAGGCUGUGAGCCGAUACUCGUCUGCGCCGAACACAAUCGCUGAGGCGGCAGCGUGAUGAAUCUACUUCAGUCAUGUGAACUGGAACUAUCUCUUAUGUCUGUGUGUCAUAUCCCCUUUUGACCUUGGACAUUUAUAACCUAAUAUUUAAAAAAAGAAAAACUGUCUUUGCUAUGAUGUGAAUAUGAGGGUGGACAUGUAGCACAAGAACUAUGUUUUAAACGAAGGGUGGAAGUUUAGCUUGUUUUAAUGUGUCACACAAGUAGCUUGUAAGUUAAAUCAACUAGCAAGUGAAAGUGUGGGGUCUUCUACACUUUCCCUGCCAUCUCAGCUGUCCCUGUAGCAUGUAGGUGGAGGGCUGCGAAGCCGGUGCCAGACAGUAUCCCGCUGCGACUCAGCAACUCAGUUUAAACGUAUCUUAAGACAUGAGGGAAGCAAAAAUAUGCCAUUAAUAAUACGGUUGUGUACUACCGUCCUCAACGUGAGCGAGCUUGUUCCAAAAUUCUUGACUUUUGCUAUUUGUUUACAACAUUAUAUAUAUAUAUAUAUAUCUUUAAAGUUCACCCAGUAGCUUCCCGUACCCCCUUCUUUACUUUCCCUGAACUCCCAUUUUUGUUCAAUCGGUCGUAUGCAAAGUUGCGUAAGUACAGAGAUGUUUAAAGCUCCAAACCUCAGGAAUGAGGGGUCACUAAGACCCAGAAGUGUAGCGUUUUGUUAUCUUACCCGUCUGGAUAAUUUGGGGUGUAUUAUUUAGUAUACAGUGCCUUUCAAGAGUAUUCACAGCUGAAGUUUUAAUUGGGAUGAAACAUGGUGGUGGCAGCAUAUACCUGUGGUGAUACAGUAUUGGGGGGAUAAAGAACUAUUGGAGUAUGCAGAAGGUAUGUUAGGUGUCUAGGGUUAAAGUGGUCCUGUCAAAGUCUACGUGUUUCAAUAGGCCAAAAUGUCAUCCUCCUGAUCUGGUACAUUCACCUUAAAAAUUUUAAGCUGCAAUCAAAACAAAAUGUAAACGCAUGUAUCAUUCUCCUUUCAUUUCAAAUGAUCUGGUACUUUAUGUUGGGGUUCCACAUAGCACCUACAUGUAAUACAUUAAAAGUGAGGUGGUCACAUGAAUGCUUUAGUAAGGCACUGUAGCUGUAGUGCUAAAUGCUAUAAUGUGCAUUUAGUUUAGUUUAGUAAGGCAUGAUUAUGAAAAUACAAGAGUGGAUUUUAGUUUGUGAUAUUCUGAGGGCUUCCAUGUGUAAAUGUUGUCAAAAAUGACAGAAGAGAAACUCAAAAUUCAACUUUUGGUAAAUCUGAUUACAUUCCAUUGGUUUAAUUCAAGGUACUGCAUAUAAUUCAGAUCAAGAUUUCUUUUUUAAAGGUUUUAUUAUAACUGUAAAAUGUUCAGAAGCUGAUCCUGACCGUCUUCUUUGUUUUCAGGUGUAACUUUUUACAUUAUUUUAACUUCAGUUAGAAAAUAGAAUGAAAAUAGAAAACUACAGAAUAAAACCAAUUUUUAUACCCAUUGGAGCUCUUGCUAGCCAAUACUAACAGUUACAUGUAACUGUCUUUAGCCGAACAGGAAAAAAAAUGUUCUGCAGGGCAUUUGAUAGAGGUGGUAGACCUGAAUUCAAUAAAAUAUGAACUGCCCGCUAGUCUUUAUCUGAUUUUUACCAAACAAAAAGCAAACUAAAAGAACAUGCUAUUUGUUGAUGUGUUUACAAUCUGAAAAAUUACUUUUUUAAAAUUUUUAUGUGCCGUAGGAAUGAAGAAAAAGUUGUUUUUCAGUAUCUGAUCUCCUUAAAGCAAGCAAAAAUCCAGGAAUUUGUUCUUGUAUCUUGAAUAAAAUACAUUCAACAAUUUACAAUUUCGACAAUAAUCUUUCAUUCGUAAGAUUUGUGUGCACAAAUCCAUAGAAACUCAUAUGUACGCAUGUAUGUAUAGUACCUGGUUAAACAGUUGCAGAGAAACUACACUCUUUUGGAGUUUCUGGACUAAUAUCAGCCUGGAUCUUUGACCAGCUCUUCCUGUUAGACAUUUUAUUGAUGAAAAGUUGGAGCGCUUCAAAGUCAACUUUUAUUUUUACUUGGUAACCUAAUUUUAGCCUGAUGGUUUGGUUUAAUGGCCCAGUUGUGUCCGUGAAGUUGUAGAGACUUGAGUGGUUCCUGGCUCCUGUUUAAAGUAUCAUCCCUCUGCCCCGUCACCU